UAGCAUGUCUCAUUAAUAUUAAUAUGGCCAAUCGUUCGCCCAACUAGUAUCUCUGUAUCCAUCUGUGCUGAGGCCUAAGGCUUGUUUAGGUUUCAUGUUUGCUUUCGGGAGAUAAAUUGCCUUUAUUUAUAUUAGUUAAUAUAUAAUCUUUAACGCCAUUAAUUUAGUUGCGGGUAUUAAUUGCUGUUGAUUUCGCUUGUCAAAUCACUUUUUGUCUUUAUCUCAGUCGUGGUCUGGGCCUUAUUAAUUUUUUGUCUUAUUUGUAUUUACAUUUCAAGUUUUUCAAGUUGUUUUUCUUUCCUUUUCUUGGCGGGUUCUUUGUUAUUGCCUCUUUUUGACAGCAGAAGCGUGCUCUUGUGUAGACACAUUCGUGUUCGUUGCUUUUUGUUUCUUGGUUUUGAUUAAUUUACUUUGGCUGCGAACAGAAGCCACAUCGAUUUGGUUUCUUUUGGAGGUAUUAAUUUAUUAAAAUGUUAAUUAAUUUGUCAGGCGUCGACAGCCGUCGAAUUCGCUUGAUAAAUAGCCUAGAAACGAGUUUGUGGGGGAAAUGUAUCCUCUUUUUCCAAUCAACAUGGCUAUGAAAUUGAUGUGAUCUAAUAUCAAAUAAUAUUUAUAUCAAGUCUCUAGAAUAUGACUGACAAGGAAAAAAAUCGUGUGCCAGAGCCAGUGUUUGACGAUUCCAGUGAGGACGAUCUUAGCCAGGACGAUCCCAGUCGCGAUGACUCCAUUGGCACGACCACUGUCAGCAUAUCGCCCUCCAUCCUGCGACCCACCAAUCCUUCCAGGCACGACCUCUCGAAUGCCCCCUCGAUUGUCAUUUCGCUGCCCGAUGCCGAAAGUGACACCAAUUCCGAGGAAACCGCGGAGCAUCGACUCCGGCGAAGGAUGAGAUUUUUGGAAAUGCGGCGGGAACAUUACAGUAACAUGCACAGUGAGCGGUGCCACAUGGAGCACUCCGAGGAUGAGGAUCACGAAGAGCACAAAAAGCCCAACUAGAGACUGGUUCUAUUAUCGUACCCAAUCGGGUGAUAAGCAUUAGAGGGAAACUAAUCACAUUGCUAUCCCUCAGCUUUACAAUUGUUCAAGUUUAAUUAACAGCUACAAAUUUAAACAGGAAAGCCGAAACACUUAAUUACGAGAAGAAAGGAUCUACAAAUUUAAUGUUAAUGAAAUGUGUUGGUAAAAUAAUUACAAUUUGGU
Messenger RNA from Drosophila rhopaloa, 1200 nucleotides. RefSeq lists its product as uncharacterized. Gene Ontology annotation, biological process: regulation of signal transduction. The record is from RefSeq and is a predicted model, not a curated record. Lineage: Eukaryota; Metazoa; Arthropoda; Insecta; Diptera; Drosophilidae. The transcript has a single exon. Gene Ontology annotation, molecular function: protein phosphatase inhibitor activity. Bases 631 to 996 code for a protein of 121 amino acids.